CACGUCGACAACGUAUCCAAAAAUGGGAAGGUUAUUUCAAUAUUUGGGGAAAAUAUACAAAAAUUAAAAUAUAGAAAUUAAUCUGUAUGUUUUUAUUGGGAGUGGGUAUACCUGGGAACAUUAGACAACGGCCUGUCAAAUAACUAGCCUACGGGGCGGAUCCAGGAAUUUUAGCAGGAGGGGGGGGGGGUCCAGUCUUGAGCCUUUCACCCCCCCCCCCCGAUAGGAAAUUUUCAUAUUUGAACAUAGCUUUAGAUGGAUUUGAAGUAUAUUCCCGUUAUCAAAAUCCUGCUUGGUGGUCACGAGCGGGGGGGGGGGGGGGGUGUCCAGACCCCCUCGACCCCCCCCCCCCGGAUCCGCGUCUGUUUUAUGUUAUAGGCAUGCAUCAGUCAACAAUUUGGUGAGGACUGACGACACUCUUCAGCAGGUGCCAAACCACAAAACGAUGGAUGUAGCAAAUGGUGUCAUUCUUUCAAUGUGCAGCGUUUUACUGUUAGUUACAGUGUUAGUUCUACAACCUAUAGCCGGGCUUAGUGAAGAGAAGCCCGUGGAUUCUGUGUUGGAGCCCCCAGAACUCCCAGAGCAAUGGCGAGAGUUUGACAGCGAGCACACAGAUCUCGACUAUGGUUCCACAGAUAUGAAGCCUGAUUCCAAGAAGAAAAAGUAUCCCGUAAAACCACCCGCUAUGUCUCAAGAAGUCGACAAAGAUGAGGCUGUUAUUGACAGGCAGUUGACAAGAAAUGAAGGGAUGCUCAUGGACCUGCGUGGCCGCCCAGAGCAAGCCAGUAGCCACCAGAUUGAUCCAGAAGCUGGCGUUAACAUGCAGAUGACCAAACACGAAGAACUCCUUGUGGAAAUGGCAGCUCCACGACCCAGGGUGAACCGGAUAAGUGCACAUCCCAGGGUGAACCAGAUAGCUACUACAACUACUACUACAAAGAGACCGGAAACCAUUGAGCAUAUAUUCAAACUACCCGUGAAAACACAGGCCAUUCUACUUAUUUGUCUCUCAGCUUCUGCCAGCCUGAUCCUGCUAGGAUUCAUAAUUUUGGAGGUAAGGGCGGCUUUUUAUAUGCACAGGAAUCUAAUGUUGACGACAGUCACUUUUCGUACCCUUGUUUCGGCUUCGUAGACAAUAAAUUAUUUCUUACCGUAAUUUCCAUACGGAAAUAUAAAAUCCAUAUUUCGUAAAGGUACAAUUUUUUAAUCACAAGAUUUUCUUCACACACAUUCAGCUGCAUUAGUAAUUUUCAAACAAAAACAAUUCAAUAGCAAUUUUGCAUUAGA
This is a messenger RNA of Gigantopelta aegis, 1287 nucleotides long. RefSeq lists its product as uncharacterized. The coding region runs from base 446 to 1132 and encodes 228 amino acids. The record is from RefSeq and is a predicted model, not a curated record. NCBI's taxonomy places the organism in Eukaryota, Metazoa, Mollusca, Gastropoda, Neomphalida, Peltospiridae. The transcript has 8 exons.